Trifolium pratense (red clover) is the source of this 1373-nucleotide messenger RNA. RefSeq lists its product as uncharacterized. The record is from RefSeq and is a predicted model, not a curated record. The coding region runs from base 163 to 1077 and encodes 304 amino acids. Lineage: Eukaryota; Viridiplantae; Streptophyta; Magnoliopsida; Fabales; Fabaceae. The transcript is spliced from 8 exons.
UGUGCUUCCAUGGACCAAUCACAAGUGAAAAAAAAUUAAAUUUUUGACGAAGACUUCACUAGUUCGUUCUCUUUCUUCCCUCUCACUCUCUGACUCUGUGCCGGAGACUCCACUGUUUCCACACGCUGUCCGAAGGUCCUGAACACGCUACUGGUUGGAAAGAUGAAGGGAGUGUUUUGGUUUCUAUUUGUAUCAGUGGUGAUUGCAUCAUCGAUUCCUCUCUCACACUGCUCCAAAAAACCGGUUGGGAUCGCUAGAAAGGAGGAUAUACCAUAUAUAAAGUGUCAAGUUUGUGAGAUUCUUGCAAAACAGCUGUAUCAGCAAGUUCAGAGCAAGAAAGCUGAGAUUUCUCCCAAGAAGAUCUCGGAGUACCAGAUCAUUGAGAUAGCAGAGAAUGUUUGUAAUCUGAAAAAGGUUGAAGCGGAUUGGAUAUUGCGUAUAGAUAUUGUAGAAAAAGAAGAUAGGUUGGAGCUGGUGGAGCAUGACUCUGAAGGACAGUGCAAUUCUGAAUGCAAGACAAUUGAGCGUGCUUGUCAGGAUGUUAUGGGAUAUUCUGAUACUGAUGUUGCUGAAUAUCUAUAUAAAUCUAAGCAUGACAUUGACUCACUGUUCAAUUAUCUGUGUAAAGACCUGAGCAAAUCAUGCAAUACAAAGCCACCUCCUGUCCCUAAGGACAGGACUCCUGGUGAACCAUUUGUUGCAAAGUCUUCUAAGGAGGCUGAAAUGGAAAAACUAUUAAAAUCUAUGGAGGGUAUGCCAGGAGCACCCGGCAUGAAAAUGUACUCAAGAGAUGAUUUAAUGAACAUGAAAAAUUUUGGCGGUGAAAAUGAAGAUGAUGAUGAGGACGAGGAGGAUGAUGAAGGUGACGCAGGCUUUCCUUCAAAAUUGGGAAAAGUUUUGAGAUCAAAAGAAAAUGAAAAAGGUGAUUGGAAGCAGAAGAUAAGAAAAGGAAUUGUGGACACAAGCACAACGCUUAAGAAACAUGCAACCAAAGUUUCCAAUCGUAUACAACGGUGGUGGAAAGGAAAGAAGACAACCUCUUCAAAGUCUUCAAAGAGUUCUAAAUCAGAGCUUUAGAGCUCUCAUAAACUAACUCUGCAUCUUAUGAUUAUGGAAGAAUUGCAAGGCAUUUCCGCAAUGUUUAGUUACCGGUACUACACCUAAGACAGAUCGGAAGUAGGAAUAUUUGGAGGCAAUCAAAGGAGAACUUUACAAUCACCACUUUGAGUGAUGCAUAUCCCAAUCAAGGGUUUGCUAUAUAUUUACAUGUAUUUUAUUAGUGAGGCAAUUAUGUAUGAGGGUGUAUUAUACCAGCUAAACUAUAGUGAUGUUUAAGGUGUUUUCCAGGGAGUUUCAUUGUUCACCCUUCCCCA